Dicrocoelium dendriticum is the source of this 2292-nucleotide messenger RNA. Lineage: Eukaryota; Metazoa; Platyhelminthes; Trematoda; Plagiorchiida; Dicrocoeliidae. The record is from the annotation of a GenBank genome assembly.
CUGUAACUUUGCUAACAAGAAGUAUCUUUUUACCUUAACUUGCUAAUGGCAGUCUAUCGUUGAAUCUACGACUCAACUGGACUCGCCGGUUGACACAAUACCGUGUGCUUUUCUUCUCGGUCUCUAUUUUUGUUCAGUGGAUGUCAUUGUUUUUCGCCUUGUGGACAUUUUAAAGUCUGAAUUUGGCUGGUUUCCUGAAUGCGGCCUUUUACAUCUCUGUUCUGCUCCGCUGUCAAGCUCUUUAAAUAUAGCGCUCCAGUGCUUUUCGUUGGAUCGGCAAACCGUUAUGGGUCACACGCAAUGCCUCCAAUCCCGGAAAGUGUGCGUGAUUGGACGCACAAAACAAUUGAUUCUGCCGCAGUGAUAAUUUUCAGCAAGUCUCGAUGUCCAUUCUGCCAUCGGGUUAAAGAGAUUUUUAAAGAGAAUAACAUCAAACACGCCACUAUUGAACUGGACCAACGUGAGGAUGGUAGUAAAAUCAUAGAGGCUCUUUCCCUCAAGAGUGGGAUUCGCACUGUUCCACAGGUCUUUGUUCGAGGAGCAUUCAUCGGUGACUCGAAUCGUAUAUCUAAAUUGAAGGAAGAAGGGAAGUUACGGGACGUUGUAAAGCAGAGUCCAUACGAUUAUGACCUGGUGGUUAUCGGCGGUGGAUCCGGAGGGCUGGCUGCAUCUAAGCUAACCAAGAAAGAUGGCACUACUUCAACGAUCACUACCAAUAAAAUUAUUCUGGCUAAUGGAGAACGACCACGUUAUCCGGGCAUACCUGGUGACCGGGAAUACGCCAUCACUAGCGACGACCUCUUCUCAUUAUCCUAUAAUCCCGGAAAGACUCUGGUUGUUGGCGCAAGCUAUGUGUCGCUGGAAUGUGCCGGAUUUCUAACCAGUUUCGGCAACGAUACCACGGUGAUGGUCCGGUCCAUCUUGUUACGCGGUUUCGAUCAACAGAUGGCAGAAUUUAUCGGCGAGUAUAUGAAGAACCACGGCACCAAGUUCAUUCGUUCGUGUGUGCCAACCGAAAUACGCCAGCUGAAACCCGUCGAUAAAGCGAAUGGCAAACCCGGACGGUAUUUAGUUACUGGUCAAUACACGGACGGAAGAACUUACUCCGACGAAUUCGACACUAUCAUCUUCGCAAUCGGUCGUGAUCCGUGUAUUGACAAGGAUAUGAUGGAAAAUUUGGGCGUAAAACUGGACAAAGCCAAUCGAGUUAUCUGCGCGGAUGACGAACAGACCAGUGUGCCCAACAUCUAUGCCGUCGGUGACAUCAAUUCGGGCAAACCUCAGCUUACCCCAGUAGCUAUUCAAGCUGGUCGUUAUUUGGCCAGGCGCCUUUUCGCCGGAUUCACGGAGCUGACUAACUACAAGAAUGUGCCCACGACCGUGUUCACUCCAAUCGAAUACGGAUGCAUUGGCUACAGUGAGGAAGAUGCAAUCGCCACAUUCGGCAAAGACAAUAUUGUGGUGUACCAUUCACACUUCAAUCCGCUCGAGUGGUCUUUGCCCCACCGCGACGAUAAUGUCUGCUACGCCAAGCUCGUGUGCAACAAAUCCAAGAACGAACAAGUUGUGGGCUUCCACGUAGUUGGCCCGAACGCUGGCGAGAUGACCCAAGGCUAUGCAGUUGCCUUGCAGAUUGGCGCGACUAAGGCAGACUUUGACCGAACAAUUGGUAUCCAUCCGACAUGCACGGAGACCUUCACCACAUUGCGUAUUACGAAGGACUCCGGAGAAACCUUUAAAGUCACUGGCUGCUGAGGUUAAUUCCAUGCUGAUGCUGUCUUUUAGUGCAUUCGCGCUGAAUUUGACAGACAUGCAUCAGUGUGGAGAAACCUACUCCCUCUUUACCCUCUCUCCGUGCACUGGAGCCUCUUGUUAUGACCCACCACUUGGUAAAGUUUCUUCUCUGGAAGAGCCAUGUGGAUGGCGAUGUCGGGGUUACAGGCCGGAUACCUUUUGUCCUCUCUUUAUUGUCUAAAAGAAACCUACCAGUUAUUUAAGAUUCUAUAUUCACAAUCCUAUUCUCAGAUGAACUUGAUUAGUCUUCUUCUUGACACGUUUUUCUUACUUCAAUUGUGCUUCCUAUUGGAUGUAUCUUAUGUAUGUAUUUGCGUUAAAAAGGAAAUCGCUGUAUGCCGAAACUGCAUGUUGAUCCAACUCUUUUACUUUCUGUGUCCAUGCGCAGCGGACGGAAUUUCGAACCCACAGCUUUUGUUCCUGCUUCAGCGGUUUUAUCCCGUGUGUGUGUGUGUGUGUGUACAUAGAUUGUCAUUGGAUGUGAUUUGCUCUCCCCUC